CUAUUGUAUCACGUGACUAGUCUUCUGAAAGUUAAUUUAACAUCAUUAAUAUUUUAGGAAAAUUGACCAUCUUAAUGUUCAUUAUUUUGCCAAUUCUGUUUUAUAAUUAGUCUUCUGGGAAAUUUUUAUAGUGAGUAAUAUUCAUACAGAAUAAAAAAAUACCCCCAACAUAUACUUUUUAAUAGAACGAAGAACAACUGAUAGUUUACAUUUAGUAAAUAUAAUUCGAUAAUUAUGUAAUGCAACAAUAUACAGGUAUUUAUGUUGAUCAUAAUAAUUUACUAUCAUCUAUCCUAUAUGAUUAUUUAUGUAAUUCUGUUAAAACGUUGAACUAUAGUUGAAAUAUAAAAGAGCUAAAUAAUAAUAAAAAAACCCCUUUCAGACUGAUUACACCGUAUGGUGUUUUCUUAAAUUGCGGCUUUUAAUUAUGCACAUUGAAUGUUACACUUUUAAAAAACUGCCGAUUUCCAUUCAAUUUUAAAAGGUGGCUGAUACAGUAUUGACUCGCUUGCGCUUUUCCAUAUGCUUUUUCUGUUCUAUUCACCGAUGUGACCUGUGAAAUUCGCCAAGCGAUCAAUAUAACGAAGAGUUUAUAAAAUGAUAAAGCACUAUCUUAGGAGAAUAUCUUGCUUUGUAACGCUUUUAUUUUGGAUUCCUGUAAUGACAUAUAUUUUGUUAAAGUUUACAAGGAAUAGCAAAUCGAAUAACUUUCAAAUGAAUGAUAUGAAUAGUCAAUUACUGAAGUAUCAACGAGAUGGAAGGCAUAAUUUAAAUGUAGAGAAAGAAUUUAGCUUAUACAAUUGCUCAGAGACUGAUUUAAAACGCAUUAAAAGAAAUGGUAUUGUGCAAUAUUCUUUAAUUGAAGAAAAAUGCGAGGAGUUAAGUAAAUUUAGGAGAUAUUUGGCCUCCUUUCCGAAAGAGAAAUCUGACAGCGCCAUUUACUACCUUGUUAAAACGGAGAGAUCUGAAAUGAUGAUUGAUGGUUUGAUUAAUAUUUAUUCAAGGUUUAAUAAGAAAUUUAAUUAUCCAAUCAUAUUGUUUCAUGAACAAAAACUAUCACAGCAAUUGAAAGAUGAAUUCAGAAAUAUCUGUCCAAAGUGUAAUCUAUUUUUUCAGCUUAUAAACUUUACCGUUCCAACGCAAUAUAAAAGGAAUUUACCUUUGAUCGAUAAAUUACUUGUAAAGGAUGCUGGUAAAGGUCGGAUUUGCUCUAGAGCAGAGGAUGUUAACUAUAGAACGAUGUGCAGAUUUCAGUCUUUUCUUGUGUACGAAGAACCUAUUCUAGAUCAUUUAGAAUAUAUAUGGCGUUUAGAUGACGAUUCUCGAAUACUUUCUGAUAUUAAUUACGAUGUGUUUAACUUUAUGAGAGCAAAAAAAUUACUUUAUGGAUGGACGGUGGUCACUCAGGAUGAAGUUUUAUGUGUUAAGAAUUUAUGGGAAGCAGUAAAUUUAUAUGUUGAGGUCAAUCUUUUAAACCGUACAUGUUUUUUUCACAAGUGGCCUUAUCCUCUCAUUUUUAUGAAUAACUUUGAAAUAAGCUCCGUUUCUCUCUUUAAAUCGGACAGCUAUACAAAAUUUAUAUCUUAUCUUGAUAAUUUAGGGGGUAUUUAUAGGUAUAGAUGGGGUGAUGCCCCAAUAAAGACCAUAGCUGUUAGUUUAUUUGUCUCAUUGAAUCAAGUUCAUUAUUUUGAGGACAUAGAAUAUAAUCAUGGAGGAAUGAGGAAUCCUCCAGAUCCAAAGAGGGUGCAAAUUAAUUGGCAAAUAGAUCCAAAGAAGAUAUUUGACUUCAAGUUUAAUCCAAAAAAACAUUUUUAA
Messenger RNA from Dimorphilus gyrociliatus, 1815 nucleotides. The record is from the annotation of a GenBank genome assembly. Lineage: Eukaryota; Metazoa; Annelida; Polychaeta; Dinophilidae.